Mycena citricolor is the source of this 3360-nucleotide messenger RNA. Lineage: Eukaryota; Fungi; Basidiomycota; Agaricomycetes; Agaricales; Mycenaceae. The record is from the annotation of a GenBank genome assembly.
AUGUUGCUCAAGAAGUUUGGGACCAAAUCACAGUUACUUGCAAAACGCAUUUGUAACUCGUCAAAUCGAGCAUCGUCCUCUCUGAUUGAGCCCUAUGGGGCUGUCUUGGGGAGCGUUUCCGAGUUGGGAGAGAUCGAGAAACGAUUGAACACUUUCGCCGACGGAAUCCCGGCGCUCAUGAGGGUUUUGGAUGAAGUGGCAAAACUGCAUCCAUUCAUUGAAAUCGCAGUUGUGGCAUUCAAAGCUGUUUGGGCACUGGAGCAAAAGCGUACAGACAACGACAGGAAGAUUUCUCUUCUGCACAUGGAGAUGAAAGACAUGAUGAGUGUGCUCACUCAGUAUGUUGGGCGCUCGCCGGUCAAGGCAUGGGACUUACAAACUGUCAGGCUCAAAAGUGUCAAAGAUGUGGAUAAAGUUGCUCAAGACGGAUCGACGACGAUAAGAAGCAAGAUACAGUCCAUCAUCAAGGCCACUGCAGACGACAUCAAAGCUUGCGCCAAUGUCAAGGUCCUCCAAGGUCCAGUCUGGGAAGGCCGCCUCGCCGCCUUCGUCGGCAUCUUCGCCCAGCGCCGAGCUGAUUUCAAAAUGGCGUUCUUGAUACACAACACACUCAGCCUCGACGCUAUGAUCGAAUACCGUACCAAAGAGAGUGUCUUGAUGAGGGACAUCGACGAGAAGAUGAGCAAGAUUCUGGGGCGGUUGAUUUCACCUGAGCAAAAGGAGAUGACGCAGAUGAUCGAGAAAAAGGGAGGGCGAAGUGUCAUGACCGAUGAUAACGCGCUCAAAGAAUUGGGCAAACUCGAGACAAAGAUGCUCGCAGCCCAGGGUGGAAGCCCUAGCCAUGGCGGGAAAGCGGUGCAAACCCUGGAUCUGAACGAGCUAAAGCAAGAAUUACACACCGAUCCACAGAAGGCGAUGGACCAAAACAUCACGGUCUUUACAAUGAAGUUUGAAAUGCAGAAGAGACAGAUCAUUGACGAGCUCAAGGGAGUCGUCGAACGCGAAGGUGACAGAGUCAUCACCGCUGUCACCGCUGGUCCCCAUGACAAAAUCAUCGAUCCCAACGUGUAUAUGAUAUGGAAGGAGAUGGGUUGGCGGAGGAGUGUGAAAACUCGCCACUUUGUUGCGGCUCUCCUCGAUCACUUCCAAAACCGAACAGACCACACAACAACCGAGCAAAAAGACACGCACGACAUGCAAAUCAACCAAGAAGACACUUGGGCCUUGGAAUGUCUCAAGUGGGUGUUCUUCCGAUGGCGUGUUGUUUACGGCUCUCAUAAUUUCAGCAUCUCCCGAGUCCAGGCGAUCUCAGAGGAAAUCGAUGACGAUUCGUCUGGGUUCAUCACCGUCGCUGAAGCGAACGCAUUCACGAAUUCACGGCCUCUGCACUGGAGUCUUCCCUGUUGGAUCGCCUACUGGGCCAUUGGCCAACACCUGACGAUGCAAUUCUACGCAGAACGUAUUCGUCAUUUAGUGGCGGAUAUGUUUAGGCUUGUGCCUAGCAUCCUGUUUGCGAACAAACAUCGUAUGGAUAACUACUUGCAUGCAAUUUAUCGUCUUGUCUGGACAUUAGUUUCUUCUCUGAACAAAUGUGGCUUCCGCAACACAUCCCAGUUUGAAUCUCAUAGGGAGACGGAACAGGAGAGACUCAGAACUAACUUGGAGGGGGUCGACUAUCAGUUCGUUCGUUCGUUCAUUUUUCCUUUGGUGUAUCUCUUGAUCGAGCGACACCUGGAGAUCUUGCGGCUCUGCCAAACCAUGAUCAUCAAUGAGGAAGAGCUUUCUGCAGCCGCGCAGGCUCUCCGAUGGCCGUUUUAUGCACUAUAUCAGAGGCUUGAACAACUUCGAAGUACCUGCAGCCAACAAAGAGCAGAACCAAAUUUGUAUCUUAAGACGUUCGCAUUCGGAAGCUAUCAGUACUUCAAUGACGAGAGUCUCUACUGGAAUUCCAAGAACGUGCUGGAGACUGAGUUCGAAGAAGAAUAUGAUGUACCCCAUCAUGGCGGCAUGGUUGUUUCGAAGGGCAUUCUCAAGGACAUCAAGAAUAAGGAAGAUCUCGACCGUGGGGCGUACGAGUUGCCCCUUCCAUCUGUUUCAGGACCAGAAGAGGCGAUGAUGCCCGGAUUCGAGAAUCUGUUCUCCUCAGCAUGGCACGGUUUUCUGUACGACAGUCGCGCGAGUCAAAGUCCUUCCUCUGAAAUGAUCUCAUUGGCUCUGGAACCAGCUAUCUCUGAAGACAAGAUCCAGGGAUUCAAAGCAUCCGGUCGCGCUUUAUGGGGCAGCUUCAUUGUGUCCGGAAAAUGUCACCCGUCGACAUUCUCUCUCACGUUCAAGUACUCAUCGUCGAAUGAGUCGAAUGAGAUGGAAAACAAGCACUUCAGCGGAACCUGGGAUCCAGCAGCGGAGAUGUUGUCCGGCACUCAAGGCCCUGAGGAAGAUGCAAGCACCCACUCUGCGUUGUUUGUGUUCCGACGAUUUUCGCUUGAACACACCUGCUUCAUGCCCUCACCCGGAGAGCUCGAAGAGAGUCGCCCGCGUGCAUUAUGGAAGUUUGCGAUCAAUGCCGUGCACGAUGACAUUCGAAGGGGCCGAUGGGCCUGGUCGCACUUCAGAAGGCGAAGAGAUCGCCGAUUACGAUUUAUCGAGCUGUACAUCCGCAGCAGAAGGAGACCUUGGAAGUCGGAACGUUCGCUGAGCGAUGCGCACCGUGCAGAAUUCGCUCAAUUGAAGAUGAUGACAUUGGCCGACUCGAUAUUCUAUCACUCGCUGGCUGGACGGAUCAACUGCAGUAUGGAGCAGUACAACUACUCCUGCGAUGGCUGCGGAGGCGACAUUAUUUGGGCGCGAGUUAUUUGCUUGGAGUGCCAGAUGAAGGACACCUGGAACACGGUCGACUUUCACGAUUCUGUGGAUUGUAUGGCAGAGCGGGUUUUGCGGGACGACAUGCAGGAGCCCCACCUUCCGGAGCAUGAUUUGCUCAAAGUCCGGCGUCAUUUGCAUUAUCGUCAAAUUGGCAAGACCUUCCGCGAGGCCAAACUAGCGAUGUCAUCCGCUCGAAAGCGGUUGUCAGAGCAGGGUGAGCAGCAUGUCUGUCAGAUCUGUCAAUCCCCUAUCACCGAGCCGCCAUGUUGGUUCUGUGUGCAGUGCGAAGGUCUCAUCUGUUGCGCCUGUGACGACAAGGGCACAAACACAUUGCAAGGCCAUGCUUAUUACCAGCACGAUCUUGUUCGCGUGGUGGAAAAGGUUGCGAGUAGGAAGAAACUGACCAUGGAGGAGAGGCUUGUCAGCGUUGAGAAACGGCUGCAGGAGUUGUUGUUGGCAGUUGGUAGGAUCGAAUCAGGUUCAUCCGUUAUGCAUUGA